AUGGAGAAGGAAUGCGCACAAGAGUUUCUUGACAAGCUAAAGGAACUGCUUCAACGCACUCGAGACACUCCCGCAAUCAAGAGCGAUCCUCUGUUUCGAGAGCUUUGGCCAAAGGCCAAGGUGCUUUAUCAAGGCAUCAGGCUUGAGUAUUUUGACUUCAGUCCCCUUCCAGCCUCGCUACUCAACUUUAGACCUCCUAAAGAUGCUGACGCUGCUGACAUUACAAAAAGUCUCUGUAGAGGACUUCUUAAGGACGCUUCAGCUUUGACUUUGUCAGAUGUCGGUGAGCCCAGCAGCGUCUCUGCACCUGUAGCAACGCAGGACACAGCUCAACAGGAAGCAUCAAGUCAAGUCAAUUCGAACAAGACAGGGGGCACAGUGGCCAGUCCGAGCGUCCUUCCAAGACAGCAAGCAUCCUCCACCCUUGACACGCCCCAGACUUCACAACGUUCCGUCAAUAUGCGAACUGCUGCAUCACAGUCGGGCACACCAAGGACGAGCAAACAAGCUCUUCAACCUGUUACAUCAUCAGGGAAGAGCACACCAGUGUCCAAGGCUCCACAAGCAUCUGAGUCGCUGAAACGCUCUGCCACUGCGCUAUCAAAGCCUUCUAUGUCAUCUGCAAGCCAGACUGAGCCUCCGAAAAAGCAGCAAAAGACGGAGAUGACGAAAAAUACUGACACCUCUACACGCAGACAAUCUCCAACCAUAUUGGGUGCCGCUGUCAACGGGCAUGCUCCUCCGGUACCCAAAACACUGCCGAACAGUCAAGUCAACGUCAAGCCUGCAGAAAAGAGUUUGAGCCAGCAGAAUAAGUCUCUAGCCGAUGAUGGGCGGCGAGUAACGAGGCUUGAAAGUGAACUUGAACAGAUGCAAGAACGGCUGGCCGCUAUCUUGUAUGAGCAAGGCAAGAAACAUCAAGCUGAGAUGGAGCAACUCGAGGGCCGCUUGUCAAGAUCAUAUCAGCUACAGCUGGAAGGGAUGGAAGCUAGAUUGGAAGCACGAAAUCAAGAAUCUCAAACACGGUCGCUGAAAGAGUUUGAGGCGAAGCUGCUUACUAGAGAUACUAUCGCUCCUGCAUCCAAGUCUAUGCGAAGUGAAAUGAACAAGGGUAUGCAAGAGGAUGCCCCAUCACAGGCGGCACUCAAGCGACUGACGGCGACAACAGAAGGCCUCGUUCAAGAGCUCGCAACCUACAAGAAGCAUGUGUCAGACCACAGCGACCUUGGAAGGAAGCUUGAUCUUAGGCUUCAGGCAGUCACGACGAGAACUUCAGAUGCCUCUUUGCAGCGUUUCUUCUCCGAAUGUGCGGCGGAAUCGUUGACAUUGCUAAAACAAUCACAAGCAGAAGCGCUCGAAGACCGACUGAAGCGCAUCCAACAGGAACUCGCUGGACGCGUUGACCAAGCAGAGAUCAGUCUGCGUGAGUUUUGCAAAAAUCUUUCACAUGAGCUGCAAGAGCAGCCAAGUAAGAAUGCAAACACGAAUGGUGAUCUGAGCGUGAACGCAGCUUCGGCAGUGAAGAUCAUUACGGCGGGACUAGCCAGACUGGUUCCCCGCGUCGAGUCGGUCGCCAAAGAUGCACAAGUGUCACUGGAGACUACAAGCAAGCACGACAAGUGGUUCAGGAAUAUGUCAAAAAGUAUCACCUCACAACAAGAGACAUUGCACGCAUUGAAGAAGCACACGAGCAACCAUCACAGCUUCAUGAGCGGGCUGUGCAAGACGCUUGGUUUUCAAGCACAGUGCGGCGAAGAUGAUACGGAGCAGGCGUUUGAGAUGCCGUUGCUGGAUACGAUUGCUCAACGGCUGAACGGCCUGGAGAAGACUCUCGAGGGGGCACAGGGGCUGCUUCCGUUGGCGGCGCGGGCCAAAGCGAUAGCAGACGAGGCCCUGCGGCAGGACACAUGA
Protomyces lactucae-debilis is the source of this 1911-nucleotide messenger RNA. RefSeq lists its product as uncharacterized. Lineage: Eukaryota; Fungi; Ascomycota; Taphrinomycetes; Taphrinales; Protomycetaceae. The transcript has a single exon. The coding region runs from base 1 to 1911 and encodes 636 amino acids. The record is from RefSeq and is a predicted model, not a curated record.